CUUUACAGCCCUCGCAAGCCAGCUCUUCCAUCUCCACGCAGUACAGGCCCAGGGGAGCCUUGUGCUUCCGGCAGAUCGGCACGGACGCCGUCAUCUCUGGCGAGGCGGCCAUUUUCUGCACGGCCCGCUCAUUACUCACAGCGCAGAGAGGACACCUCGGAGAGAGAGCCUCACGCAUGCCGUUCCCUCUGACUGUGAGACCAGAGGGAGAGAGAGAGAGAUAGAGAGAUGGGAGGACUUCAGACCAGUCACCUGGGUCCAGCACAACGCAAGAACCUGGCUGGACACACAGCGGCAGUGCUGAAGGAGUUCUCCUCCCACUUUGGCCGGCAGCUCGGCGCUGCUAUCCUGGAGCGGGCACAGGAAGAGGCGGGGCUUAGGGAGACACCGGGCACGCCUGCAGUGCUGCUCCAACAAGACCCAGUGGCAGGGGGGGAGGUCAUGCUAGAGGGAACAUUGCUGCAGUAUCUGGAUGGCAAGUGGAGGAAGCGCCACCUACAGGUCACUAGGAGCUUCACAAUGGAGAGCCGUGACUCCAAAGAGGUGUUUGGUGGAGGCUGGGAGUGCCACACGGAUUUUACUCUCACUGGCUGCCAGAUUUGCACCACCGUACAGCAACACCGCCAUCUAGUGGAGGACGCAUGUCGACACAUCUCAGUAAGACCAAGGGGGAAGAUGCCAUUUUGGGACUGCCCCACAGAGUUCCCCAUAUUCAUUCAGCACCAGUACAGCGCCCCCCUGUGUUUGUGCGUGGAAUCGCGGGAGGCGCAGCGACUGUGGGCUCGGCUCCUGCAGAGGGCCGUGCAGCACCAGAGCACAGUUCUCCAGAGAAAGAAUUCCUUUGAGUCGAGAGUGUUUCUGGAGGCGGAGUUUUCCUUCAGGCAGGAGAGGGGCACCUAUGAGCCAGGGGUCCUGGGGAUGGGCAGCGAGGAAGAGGUAUUGUGCAGUCUGGUUAUGGAGGAGAUUCUGCCCUACCUGCAGCAUCAAAUCUUCCCCAGACUCAUCCUCAGGAAGGGGACACUCACCUGGAUUAAGCUGCUGGCUGAGGUUCACAGCCAGGUGUGUGCUCAGGUGAAGGCUGAGCUGAAGGAUAUGAUGAACGAGCUGUCACAGCAGCGCCCCCUGCUGGAGAAGCUUGUGAGGUCAGACCUGCACCAGCUCACUGCCCUGCAGGAUUGCAUCGCCCACAGAAUUACAGAGGGCGUCUGUGCGGAGAUCUCCCUCUGCCUGUCCCGCGCCGUCAUCCCCCUGCUGGACCGCACCGUCCACGAGGUGGCCACGCCCGUCUGCGACGGGUUCGCUGCCGCCUGGCAACUCUUCCUGGAGACGUGCGACGACGUCACCGCCAAGGGCUGCUCCGGCCAAUCGCUUCACGAGAUACUGAGUCCUCUCGACAGCCUAGGCCCGGGCACAGCCAGGGCCUCGCGGUACCUCGCCAUGCUGGAGCUGAGUGCAGGGGGGCGGGCUUGGCUGCAGGCGAGUUGGGGGAUCCACCGAGACUUCUUCAGGCUUUUUGUCUACCAGGCCCAAAGCACGCUGCUGCAGCUGAUGGACAGAGCAGUGGCAAUGUUCAGGCGUCUGCCCUCAGUGCAAAUCCAAUUUUGUACCGACCCCUCCCAGCUCAGCUCCGCCCUGCACCGGGUUCGAGACCAAGUGCUCGAGCAGUUGGAUCAGGACCUCAGGAGCAUUCGGGCCCAGCUGGUUCUGGAUUGUGUUCUCCAGCUCUCUCUUCCUGCACUAAUCCAGAAGCUACAAUGGCUGAGACCGGAGCACUAUCAGCCCCGAGGGCACCCUGAAUACGCCCCUUUCCUGCACCCAAACAUCGUACACCACCGAGUGCUGAGGGCCAGCCUGACCAGAGAGAUCCGAGCAGUGAUUCGAGACUCCCUCCCCCAGGACUGCGUCUCUCUGUCACCUGAGGUCCACCUCCCCAGCUCGGAGCCCCCCGGUGGCCGCCUGAAGAACUGCACCCAGCUGCCUGACUAACUCGACCUCACCCCUGGCUCCAGUUCCAACUGAAUGUCCCGGGCAUGCGAGUCACAGCAGGAAAUAUUUAAGUGAAACUGUCUGUUACUUCAGCUUCGGGGUAAUGUAUCUCUGUGCUUCAAGGGUUGAAGUAGGGAGGGUAGUUAUUUUGAAUAACUUACCCCCUUUAGAUACCAUUUCCACAGAUUAGUGGCCAUUUUUAAAACAAACCAAUAUGUUCACCAGUAUUCAGAACAAAUUAUUAUUCCAUAUGAACAUGUUUUGGACAUUUUUCACAGAAAAUUCUCAGGGAACUGUUUUCAGAUUGUACCAGCAAUAUAUCUACGUCUGGUUUCAGCAACUUGUAGAACUGCAGAGUGGUUUAACUGAUCGUUGAUACAUAAAUGCAUUUUGAUUGUACUUUUUUUUAUUUUUUUUUUUAAUAAGACUUUUAUGUAAAAAUAAAAAUAAGUAUGACGAAAUGUGGGGAAAUUAGUGAGGAAAAGGCCAGGCUAUGAAGGCAGAUUCUACACUAAAGCAGGCUUUCAAAAAACAAACAUUUUCGUUUUGAGACCCCCCCAAAAAGGACGACCCUGUCUCUGAGGUACCUCUAUAAACCAGUAAUCAGGUGACACCUCAACCAGGCAGAAAGACUGACAGGCUGAAACUGCUAGUUAACCUUAUAUCGAUAUGGAGGUACUUAUAAACCUGUGGUCCUCAAUCAUUGCUGCAACCAUUGCCUCACAAAUAAGAAUAUUUGACCACUAUAUCUACCCAUCACAGCACCCUGACAUUGUUUUAUCUGAAAGCGCAAAAUGUGUCAUUUAUGAAACAUGGAAAGAUGAACAAAAAAUAUAUUUAAAUAGUUAUUUACUCCUUCCACAGUUUUUGAGAAUCGCCAACUGAAUAACAUCGUGUGACUCAGUAGCUAUGUAUACAAUGUCCCAUUCGUUUCUACUGUAAUGGUUACUUUGAUAUGUCUGCCUGGGUUCUUGCGGUCUUUGCGUCAAAUGGUUUAUAGACGUAUUUCGUUGUCAGCUGUCUUGUAGCGUUUCAUUAAGCGAACACGCACUCGAAUCCAUUGCCAAGUAGAAAUAGUGAGAACUAAAUAAUAGUUACAUGAACAUUUAACCAAAAAUUAUGGAAUUAUGGAAGAAAGGUUUUUCUUCCCCCAGCUAUGUAACGACGGUUCUGUAGAGAUCGUCAAAGACUGUUACUUCUGAAAUGCUUUCAGUAACGCUCAUUUGAAAGUUCGAAUUGGCAACAAAUAGUGCAAUUUAAACACCCAGUGGGGAGUUACGUGGCUCAGAAAAGAAUGGCAAGUAACACGAACCACGGGUAAUUUGCAGAGGAUGUUUAGGCUCUGAUGUUUGGUCUUCGGGAGGUGGGGAGAGACGGCAUCAUAUUCUUGUUUUGGCGGUCUGUUGCGCUCGAGGGGGGUGGUAUCAUAUUCUGGUUUUGACUGUCAGUUGCGUUGACAAAAACCUUUUAAAACAGGAACAUUUUUUUUA
Molecule: messenger RNA, 3476 nt
Organism: Anguilla rostrata (American eel)
Lineage: Eukaryota; Metazoa; Chordata; Actinopteri; Anguilliformes; Anguillidae
Product: protein Niban 1-like
Exons: 16
Coding region: 229-1986 (585 amino acids)
Source: RefSeq, a predicted model, not a curated record